GGUUUGUCGAGCUCAGCAAGCUCCCAACACACGUGCAACACAUCGAGAAUAUUCAAUCGUCAGAAGACAGAAGUGGAUUCCUCUUUACGGAGACAGAUAAUAUUUACGUAAAAUCAUGACGGAUGAAACUAUCGAAGAAUUGGGACCAUCCUAUCUGGGUACUUUAGAUUUUUGGGAAAAGGUGUACACCGAAGAACUCGAUAAUUUCAAGGAUCACGGCGACGUGGGUGAAAUAUGGUUCGGUAAUAGGGCUUCACUGAAUAUUGUCAAAUGGAUCAGCACGAAAUUAAAUCUCGAUUUGGAAAACGAUAGAAUAAUAGACAUAGGUUGUGGAAACGGUAUGAUGUUAGUAGAACUUGCUAAGAAAGGUUUUAAACUAUUAACCGGAAUAGAUUAUUCUCAGAAAGCUAUUGAUUUAGCUAACGAAAUAUUGAAAGAAAAUAAUGUGACUUGUUCGAAUUUACAAGUAUGCGAUAUUCUCGAUACCGAUAAUCAUGGAUUAUUAAAAAAUUACUUCAAAGUGGCACAUGACAAAGGUACUUACGAUGCGAUCAGUCUUCAUCCUGACCAGCCAGCUGACAAGAGAGGAAAAUAUAUCGACAAUGUAUACAAUAUCCUUCAAUCAAACGGAUAUUUAAUUUUAACUUCGUGCAAUUGGACUAAAGAUGAAUUAUUAGUUCAUUUCAAGAACAAAUACGAUUUGAUCUAUGAACUUCCUGUUGACUCAUUUCAAUUUGGUGGUAAACAUGGCAAUAUUAUUACACAAUUGGUCUUUAAAAAAAAAUAAACAAUUUCUAAAUGAAAUAACGAAUCCAAUUACAUAUUGUAAUUUCACUAAAUAAAUCAGAACUUAUUAUUAGCU
Molecule: messenger RNA, 862 nt
Organism: Vespula vulgaris
Lineage: Eukaryota; Metazoa; Arthropoda; Insecta; Hymenoptera; Vespidae
Product: EEF1A lysine methyltransferase 2
Exons: 5
Coding region: 116-787 (223 amino acids)
Biological process (GO): peptidyl-lysine dimethylation; peptidyl-lysine monomethylation
Cellular component (GO): cytoplasm
Molecular function (GO): protein-lysine N-methyltransferase activity
Source: RefSeq, a predicted model, not a curated record